Molecule: messenger RNA, 3231 nt
Organism: Cladocopium goreaui
Lineage: Eukaryota; Dinophyceae; Suessiales; Symbiodiniaceae
Source: the annotation of a GenBank genome assembly
AUGAGCAUCGAUGCCUUUUUGGCCCUACAAUAUGAGAAUGUGGCGGAAACCCUCCCAGACAGGUUCGUGCGGAGGGGAAGAGCUGCAAAAAAGGAUGAUGCUGAUUUCGAUAUAGUAAGUGAUGUAGAUGAUGCAGAACUGGUGACAUGGCUUGAGAAACCUGGUUUGGGAACAGCACUGCAGUACUCGACUUUCCUGCGCGUCUUCAAGGCACGCUGGUCAGACGUGCUGAAAUUUAGAGAGAAGAACUUGUGUUUUCGAGAUGCGAGUUCUGCUUCCACCAAUCCCAACAAAUUUCAGACCGGUCAGCUUCAUUGGAAGAGAGUUGCACAGGCCAAGCCUCCGUUGCACCCCAGCGUCCUAUCUGCUUUGGCGCCUGCUAUGCCCUUGCGGGCUGUCUUUGGUGUGCCGCAAUCUUCCAACAAGGAAGAAGGGGCCAAGGACGAGGACUUGACGCCAACUCCUGUGACGGCCAAAAAAACAUGUACCACCUUCGAGAAAUGGUUGAAGAAACAGGAUGGUGACGUUUCCUUGCUGAGGGACAUGCAUACGUACAUGUGUAGCUUUGAAGAGUCGGAAUCCAGCGCCCACCCGUGUGAUGCAGUGCCCCACGUCUUGGAUUGCGCCAAUGAUGAGUCAAAGGCAUUGCGCACAAAGGAGAUGGCGGGCUGGUUUCGCGAGUAUGUGGAGAAACGGGGGAAACCGGUUCUUUUCAAGGCCUUGGAUCCCAGCAUGGCCGAUGACACCGUCAAGCUGCCCAUUACUGCCCUCAAGUUUGCCAUGCCACCAGAUGGCAUGCCGUGCUUGCGUGAUUGGACUACUUGUUGGGAAUCUAUGAUCACUGGCGGCAUUGAUCUGGGUAAAGUUGAUUUCAGCGGAGUUCCUGCAGGUACGAAGAUGACCCUGACAGAAAGCAGUAUCACCGUGGUCAAAGGAUUCACGAAGGCAUCGGUGAUUGCCUUUGUCUUAUUGGCAUUGACUGAAAUGGACAUCACCCGGGCAGUUGUCAAUGCCUUUAAUUCGAAGGAUGGGGUUUUGGCCAAAUGGGCCGUGGAUGAGGAACGCGAGAAAGCGAUCCUGAACGUUUUGGUGGGGACAACAGCCACCACCCGCCAUCUGAUUUCCACACAUUUGUCGUUUAACAAGUGGAAAGAAAGCAGUUUCACCUCUGAUCUUUUGAAGAGUUCACGGUGGUUGCUUGGGGCUGUGCCCAAGCAUUGCAAGCCACCAUUCAGAAGGCUCUUGGCGGUGACCCCUUCUGGGCAGGAGAACUUCCUACGCAAUCAUGUGGCCAAGUUUGCGCAUGAUACACGCAAAGUCCGUGCAUCAACCAAACCCAAGUUUCGCCCAAGUGUUCAGGAGUGGGACCGGGUUGUCAACUACACGCAAAUCAUGGAGGCAGUGAAAGCAGAGGUCACCGAUUACUUCAAGGACGAUGAGAAAAAGGCAGCUGAGGUGAAUGCAGGCGUUCACGAAGCCUUCAUGUCAAGGGACUACAUGGCUGAAGUCCUUGCAUGUGUUGAAAGCUCCCUUCCCAAUUGGAGUGUGCGACACUUGAGCCUGUGGAAUGAGAUGAUUGCCCCGGAACUUGUGGAAGAGAUCAACCAGGUGGACCUAGAAUCUGUGGAGGAGGCCACAGCCAUUGCCCUCUACCAAGAAGUACGUUCCAAAGUGUCGCUUGAUGAAGUUGCUUGGGCACGGUACCGUCACCAGUUGACGAAGAAAGCUGCACGAGACCAUGUGGUUCAAGUUCAGCACGCGAAGUCACAGAACACAAUUGGUUUGGGGAUUGUGGAGAAGUACAUGGAUACGCAUUGCAACCUGAACUUCAUGAAGGACAUCAGCACGAUGCCUAACAUUGACGCGUGGAUGAAGUCAGCGGCAGCUGAAUUGAAGGUCAAACAAGACCAGCUGUUUGUGGUGGUGAUCACUGACUUCACGAAGCAUGGAACCCUCACUACAACCGCGCUCAAUCGGCACGUUAGCUUGAUGUCAAAGUGCUUGGCCAAGAACCCAAAGAGCUCUGCGGGAUUGCUCAUCGCUCCACUGUUGGCAGGGACUGCUGGCGGAGGCUCAUUGAGGCUGAUCGAGAACAAGUUGGAAGAGUACAAGCUGGGGGUGAGAGACAUCCGAAUUCCAGUUGACAUGAGCGGGAUCCACCGAAACAGCGAGCGUCCUGCAUACUAUUCCGGAUGGGUUGCUGUGCCGGACGUGUACCUGCCAGCAAAGGGAACGGCCUACAGGGCAAACAAACACGAUGACCAGUCGAUCAAGGCCGCAGAUGUGAGUGAGAUUUGUGGAUCAGAUCUCUGGCGCCUGCAAGGCAUUCCCUUUGACCAGAUCCCUUCGGCAUUGCCGGAGCAAGACUUCAAGGUCCCCUCCGCGAAGGCUCAUUUGGGUUGCCAAGAUGGGCGCAAAAAUCUCACGGACGUUCAGGAGACGGCCCAAUGGGUUGCUGGAGAAAGUGUGGCAACCAGCAUGUUGAAGUCAUUGCUGGGUGACAAUCUCAAGAGAGCGGCGGUGCUGCACACAACAACCUAUUGUGGAAGUGUUGAGCUUGCCUGCAUCAAGUUGAAGGUGCCGGUGCUGUCAGUGAGCGAGAAUCCUGUGAAUCAUGGCUUCACUCUGCUUACGGUUUCCCAAUCCCUUCUGGAGGAGUGGAAGCUAGGCAUCGGUGGCAUUGGCAAGUGUUUGCCAAAGUAUCAGAAGGAUGCUGUGGACAACAUGCCCAUUGAAGCCACGCAACCUGAACUUUUGCUUUGUGAGAUCCAGGACUCCAAACUCCAGAUUCCUCUGACAAUCCGUCAGCAGUACUUGAAUGAUCCGAUUCGAUGUCCGGAAUGGAGAGCAGUGUUGAAGGAGUUUGACAGGAAAUGGACCACGGAGGUCAAUCCAACUGAUCUUGAAGCUGGAGAACGAGAUCAACCAGGUUCCGACGAAACCUUUUCAUGGCAGACGGUUUACCCUGAUGAGCCGUGCACGAAGUCCGAGAUGGAAACCAAGUAUGGCACAUCAGCUACAAGUUUUGCAAUCAAUGAUCACCUCGCUGGGCACAUUGUGGAAGGGCCUCGCCUCUUUGUGGUGUCUUCCGGGGAAGGUGAGUUUGGGACGGAGCAGCCUGUGAUUUGUUUUGGAGCUGGAGUGUGGUUGUUGGAGAACAAAGCUGAGCAAUUCCUUCAGGAUUGGGAGUUUGUUUCCAAUAUUUUUGCAACUGAAGAAAAAACAUGGUAG